AUUCCGCAGCUGCGAGGGCGAGGCCUUGGCACUGGCGGAGCCCGGGGGCGGAGUGCGCGGGGCCAGGUCCUGAGCUCCGGGGCAGCGCUCCGCCAUGGGAUCCGCCGCGCGGAGGGGACGCGCCGCGCCCGCCGCCAGGGACUGCCUGCCGGUGCUACUGCUUUUCUGCCUGCUCCUGAGGACCUGUGAACCGAAAGCUGCAAACGCCUUUAGACCAAAUAUCCUACUGAUCAUGGCUGACGACCUGGGCAUUGGGGAUCUCGGUUGCUAUGGGAACAAAACGCUGAGAACGCCGAAUAUUGACCAGCUUGCAGAGGAAGGCGUGAGGCUCACUCAGCACCUGGCGGCCGCCCCGCUGUGCACCCCCAGCAGAGCCGCAUUCCUCACGGGGAGACAUUCCUUCAGAUCAGGCAUGGAGGCCAGCAAUGGAUACCGGGCCCUCCAGUGGAAUGCGGGCUCAGGUGGACUCCCCGAGAACGAAACCACUUUUGCAAGAAUCCUGCAGCAGCGUGGCUAUGCAACUGGCCUCAUAGGAAAAUGGCACCAGGGUGUGAAUUGUGCAUCCCGUGCGGAUCACUGCCACCACCCCCUGAACCACGGAUUUGACUAUUUCUACGGCAUGCCCUUCACGCUCACCAACGACUGUGACCCAGGCAGGCCCCCCGAAGUGGACGCCAGCCUCAGGGCACAGCUCUGGGUUUACACCCAGUGCCUGGCGCUGGGGAUUCUCACCGUGGCUGCCGGCAAGACCUGCGGUCUCAUCUCUGUCUCUAGGACAGCAGUCGCCGGCAUGGCCGGCCUGCUCUUCCUGUUUUUCAUCUCCUGGUACGCUAGCUUUGGGUUUGUGCGCCGCUGGAACUGUAUCCUGAUGAGAAACCAUGACGUCACGGAGCAGCCCAUGGUUCUGGAGAACACAGCGAGCCUUAUGCUAAAGGAAGCCGUUUCCUAUAUUGAAAGACACAAACAUGGGCCAUUUCUCCUCUUCCUUUCCUUGCUGCAUGUGCACAUUCCCCUUGUGACCACAAGAGCAUUCCUGGGGAAAAGUCAGCACGGCUUAUAUGGUGACAAUGUGGAGGAGAUGGACUGGCUCGUAGGUAAGAUUCUUAAUGCCAUCGAAGACAAUGGUUUAAAGAACUCAACAUUCACAUAUUUCACCUCUGACCAUGGAGGACAUUUAGAGGCAAGAGAUGGACACAGCCAGUUAGGGGGAUGGAACGGAAUUUACAAAGGUGGGAAGGGCAUGGGAGGAUGGGAAGGUGGGAUCCGCGUACCUGGGAUCUUCCGCUGGCCCGGGGUGCUCCCAGCUGGCCGAGUAAUUGACGAGCCCACGAGCCUGAUGGACGUGUUCCCCACCGUGGUCCAGCUGGCGGGCUGCGAGGUGCCCCAAGACAGGGUGAUUGACGGCCACAGCCUGGUGCCCUUGCUGCAGGGAACUGAGACACACUCGGCACAUGAGUUCCUGUUUCAUUACUGUGGGCAGCAUCUCCAUGCAGCACGCUGGCACCAGAAGAACAGUGGAAGCGUCUGGAAGAUUCAUUACAUGACCCCACAGUUCCACCCUGAGGGAGCAGGGGCCUGCUACGGCCGAGGCAUCUGCCCGUGCUCCGGGGAGGGCGUGACCCAUCACAGACCCCCUUUGCUCUUUGACCUCUCCAGGGACCCCUCUGAGGCACGACCUCUGACCCCUGACUCUGAGCCCCUGUACCACGCUGUGAUGGCAAGGGUGGGUGCAGCGGUGUCAGAGCAUCGGCAGACCCUGAGGCCUGUGCCCCAGCAGUUUUCCAUGAGCAACAUCGUGUGGAAGCCAUGGCUGCAGCCGUGCUGUGGAAAUUUCCCAUUCUGCUCAUGCCGCGAGGAUGGGGAUGGCAUCCCCCGAAUGCCAGCACUGUGAGAGAGGAUCCACUGCCGCAAACAAAAUUCUCCAAACUUGCUUCUAUCUUCAGCUUCCCUUUUGCAAGGAACAUGCCCUGGACUGAGAGUGGGCCCCUAUUUUCUUUUUUUCUUUCUUUAUUUCUUUUUUUUUU
Molecule: messenger RNA, 2024 nt
Organism: Cebus imitator (Panamanian white-faced capuchin)
Lineage: Eukaryota; Metazoa; Chordata; Mammalia; Primates; Cebidae
Gene: ARSD
Product: arylsulfatase D
Exons: 10
Coding region: 95-1891 (598 amino acids)
Molecular function (GO): arylsulfatase activity
Source: RefSeq, a predicted model, not a curated record